Molecule: messenger RNA, 1071 nt
Organism: Teleopsis dalmanni
Lineage: Eukaryota; Metazoa; Arthropoda; Insecta; Diptera; Diopsidae
Product: probable cyclin-dependent serine/threonine-protein kinase DDB_G0292550
Exons: 3
Coding region: 112-1023 (303 amino acids)
Source: RefSeq, a predicted model, not a curated record
CGUAAUUUUUUUAUUAAUUUUCAUAUAACACAUUUAAAGUUUCAGGCUUCACCGCUUUUGCGGAUUUCAAAAUUGCGGCAUUAACAUCUUUGCCAAUUUAAACUUUCUAUCAUGUUUAAAUUAUCUAAUUUCACUCUACCACAACUUUUUAAUAUUUUAGAUUUACAAAAACGGCGUCGUUUUCAUCCUUUACGAAAUUUGCGGCGUAUUUUUAGACGACGUACCAUCACUAAUCCAACAGAUACACCAACCAGCUUAUCAGUGCCACAACAGCCUACAAGUAGUACCAGUGAAAAGAAUUUACGUAGUGCUACACUUUCUUCGAUAUCUUCUGUUGUUUCGGCUUCAUCACCAUCGUCGCCAUUAACACACCAACAAAUACAGGAAUCAUAUUCAUCACAAUCAUUGCCUAAAUCAAAAUCGUACGGCAUUGCGAGUAGUAUAGGAGCAGCCGUAUUAGGUAGAGAUGCUGCAUCUAAAAAACAAAAGACAAAACAGCAACAACAACUUCAACAACAGCAGUUACAACAAUUAAGAGACCAAACGUCGGCUGGUACGACAAUAAUAAACGAUAACGAUAUGUACACAACAACAACUUCAAGUACAUCUUCCUAUCAUCAUAGUCAUCACACACAGAAUUAUGCAAAGCAUACAUAUGUGGGGCCAGGUAAUACUCCACAACGACAAUCUAUAGGCGUUGCAGUAUUGCCAACUGCAAUGAAUCGUAGUUUUUUCAGUGAGCGACAGAAACUACGUAGCGUUGGUGACUCAUCGCAGGACCUUGAUAGCAGUGGUAAUGGUAGUGGUAGUAACAUUGAUAGCAACAAUGCAGGACGUACAAAUGAUAAUAACAGUGGCGGAGAAAUGUCCGACAGUCAGAGAAGCUUGAGUGAAGGACGCUUAGUUGACAGUGAUUAUAAUACACAAGAUCAACUUUCACAAUCGCAUGAUAGCGUUUUUUCCGAAUCUGCGACUGCUAGCAGCCUCUCUUCAGUUCUUAAGCACUAUUGGAGAUUUUCCUAGCUUCUGUCCUUUACAGUAGAAAAUGCAUGAUAAAAGACUAUAUAUGGA